This is a messenger RNA of Arxiozyma heterogenica, 1119 nucleotides long. RefSeq names its product Gat2p (gene GAT2). Gene Ontology annotation, molecular function: zinc ion binding; sequence-specific DNA binding. Gene Ontology annotation, biological process: regulation of DNA-templated transcription. The transcript has a single exon. The record is from RefSeq and is a predicted model, not a curated record. NCBI's taxonomy places the organism in Eukaryota, Fungi, Ascomycota, Saccharomycetes, Saccharomycetales, Saccharomycetaceae. Bases 1 to 1119 code for a protein of 372 amino acids.
AUGUCUAACCUUUCAAAUAACUGUUAUGCUACAAAUUUACCUCAAAUAUAUUAUUCAAACAAUAUGAAUAAUAAUGAUAAUCACAUUAUCAAUAACAAAAACUAUACAACUUUACAAAAAGAGUUUAUUUUACCAAGUUUUAAAAAUCUUUUAACUACACUAAACCACACUAAACUUGUAAGGAUUAAUGAUUACACUUAUAUUUCACCACCAAAUAGUAAUGAUUUAAAUUAUCACACAGGAACUAUAUCUCCGCUAUCAUUAUUACCACAGCAACAACAGCAGCAACAACUCCCAGCUCCUGCUUCUGCUAUUACAGCUACAAAGACUAAUACUACAAAUAAUACUAAUGCAGCUCGCUAUUCAUUGCCACACUAUAUUUACACUCCACCUGUUCAAAUUAUAGGUCCUGAACAAUUAAAUCCACAUUUUUUACAACAACAACAGCAGCAAAUGCAAAUGAACUAUAAUAACAACAUCUCUGCAUCUUAUCCUCGUAGUUUACCUGUCUACAUACCUAAUAUAAAUAUGACUAUUAAUCAACAACCACAAUAUCAACAGCAAGAAAAUGUUUUACUACCACAGAAUUUACCAACAACAACGGCUUUAAAGAACCAUUCUGCUCCAACAAAUAAUGUAGAUACAACUACUACUGCUACAACCGCUAGCACAGUUAAAAAAUCUGACAGUAAAACUGUUAAAUCUGACAGUAAUAAAAGAAAAAAUAAUAAUAAGAUAAAGAAGAAAAGAAAACAAAGAAUAACGAAAAAGAAUAAAAAAAUUUCAAAUAUUAAAGAUUUACUUAAUCCAAUAUCAAAAAGAUCUUUUUCUUCUUCUUCCUCCAAUAAGAAAUGCUUUCAAUGUCAAGAGACAAAUACACCAGAAUGGAGGUUGGGACCUUAUGGUAGUAGAUCCUUAUGUAAUGCAUGUGGUCUAUAUUACAGACGUCUUAUUCAAAGAUACGAUUUGAAACAAGCUAAUUUGAUUAUGAGGUUUAAUAGAUUUAUUCAACCAACCAAUGUAAGACAAGUUCCAAGUCAUAUUGAAAUCCCACAUGAUAUUAUUAAGCAAUUUGAUAUGGAUCCAACCUUAGAUAAUAAUUAUAAUACUAUAAAUUAA